UACAGCCGAAAUUGUGAGAGUUCGACAACUUAUUUUGGUUUGCCAAAUCGAAACAGAUACACGGUCUCUUGUCGAUAUCCUUGUGAAGAUGUGUCUGAAAUUAUCUGUGCUCCUGCUGGGUCUCAGCAUCAGCUAUACGUUGGCUCGCCGACUGCCGAUAACCCUUAAAACAGAUGACAAGAUUCAGAAGCUCCACAGCGAAAGCCUGGUUCUGGCUGAAGUACACCAGGACACGUCGACAAAAUGUUUCAGUUUCUACAAUCCGCAGUUGAACCAAAUAACGGCACAGUACGAGGUCGAUUACGACAGCUGCAUCAGCGCCUAUGAAACAUCAAGCAAACAGGUUGAGAAUUGCUAUAAGUCUGCACGCGAGAACAUAGAGACCAGUGCCUUCCAGUCCUGUAGCGCUUUAUAUGCCUGCAAUCUGGCUUCGAAUGCCUACAAUGCGUUCGAUUGUGCCUCAACUACGGCUGCUGAAGAUGCUAAGAUCUUUUAUGCAAUUUCUGCCAACGCCACGGAUGCUGCUAUCAAGAGCAAGUCGGACUAUUUGCGAGUUGACACUACAAGGAACGUUUGCGUUAGUAAUGCGGAAAGGAACUAUGUUGAGGACACGUCUAAGGUCUAUGGCCUAUUAAAUAGUUGCCUACUGGGCAACGAUAAUAUUCCAGUCCCCACUCCAGAUUUCACUGAUUCCACAGCAAAUGAGUUUACAACUGAGUUUACAACUGAGUUUACAACUGAGUUUACAACUGAGUCAACAUAUAAAGAAUAGAAUUUAAAAUAUUAAACAUGCAUUCAAUAAAAAAAUUCGCAUAUUUAUUGCAAAGAUUUUAAGGUACUAGAAA
This is a messenger RNA of Drosophila montana, 845 nucleotides long. RefSeq lists its product as uncharacterized. Bases 89 to 772 code for a protein of 227 amino acids. The record is from RefSeq and is a predicted model, not a curated record. The transcript is spliced from 2 exons. Lineage: Eukaryota; Metazoa; Arthropoda; Insecta; Diptera; Drosophilidae.